AAUUUCCAUUGUUUUUACAGACACAUUUGAUUGUGAAUGUGAACGGAGGUACUUUUUUAUUUUCUUUUCAAUUAUCAACUAAAAUUGAUACAUUUCAAGUUGAGUGAUUCAAAUGUAGGUUAAAUAAAACGUGGUAAUAGUGAAAUACUGUUAGUUAAAGGUGAAAAAAUCUUUUUUUCUAAACUAUAUGUGUUCAGGAAGGUUGUGUUAUAUACCUGAGUAAAGGAGUAAAGUCAAUAAACUCUAACGAGGAGUGCCAUGAAAUGUUAUUUGAGAAAGUGAAAAUAGACAAUACUUAGCUGUAUUACUUCAUUCAUAAAUAUUUGUUGAAAAGCCUGAAAGAAGUGAGUUGCUCAUGAAAAAAUAUUGAAAGGAAUGUCGAAAACUGUGAAAAACGUUGGUGCGUAGGAGUCACUCGCCUUAUGUACCCUGAAAUACGGUCUAAUGCUGAUCCACCGACACCGUCAUCGCUUACGUAUCAUUCACCUCAUCCACCUUGUUACCGUAGGAUGUCCACAUCACCAUCAGCUGUACCAUUGGAUCUCGGGGUGAGCUGAUCCCAAAUAAAAUGGCCACCGAUAUGCGGUCCCCUAACGUUUCCGUCACACCCAUCAAUGUAGAGCCUUACCCUUCUCCAGGAGAACCACCGCAAAGGGCAAGGAGCGCUCCUCAUCCAGCAAGCUUGAUUUCAAAUGGAAUAGUAGAUGUCUUAGACAGCUCCGAUGCCGAAGUUGCAAGGAUAGAUUUCCAAUCUGUCAAUAUGAGAUCAAAAAAAACUCGAGAGGACAUUCCGAGGCCGAUGAGUUGGGAAGGCGAACUUUCUGAUGGAGAAAGAGACGGGAUGUGCAUGGAUGAAGAAAAUUCAGCACAGGUACCUGAAAAUCUUUCGCUUCCUCAAUCAAAACCGCCCUCGAUAAGUGAUUCAAAAGAAAGCCCUAUUCUCAGACUGAAGCAGCCUCCUAUGGGAAACUAUUCGUUGCAUAGUACCCCCAGUAACUCACCGCUACUUAGCCAACGACAUCCUGUAACAGGAGUUCCAAUAAUUAGUCACAAAGAUCUCAUGAUGCACAAAGGUCUUAACGUGCCACCGACUCCCUCACCCGAUUCAGCCGUCCACUCCGCUUAUAGCGUUUUUAGCUCCCCGAAUCAAUCGCCAUUGACACAACGCCACGUAACCCUAACGCCGAAUCUUAGUAGAAAUAACAGCGACGCCUCCCAUUCGAGCUGUUGCAGUUAUAGUAGCGUUUCCGUUUCUGUAUCACCUACACAACAGUUUUCGCCGACACAUAGUCCAGUACAGGGUCGACAUAUUCCUAAUAUUCACAAUAGUCCAUUACACCAACAUAAUUUAAUCUAUAGGAGUUUGCAAGACGAAAAUCUACAAUAUUCUACAGAACAAGAUGCUUUGGAGGAAUCCGAAGAUAAAACCGGUAUUAUACAUGCGUCUCUGCCAGCUCAAACAGGAAUAUCCCGACAACAGCUUAUUAAUAGUCCAUGUCCUAUAUGCGGAGAUAAAAUAUCAGGUUUCCAUUACGGUAUCUUUAGUUGCGAAUCUUGUAAAGGUUUCUUCAAGAGGACGGUUCAGAAUAGAAAAAACUAUGUGUGUCUUAGGGGAGCGCAAUGUCCAGUUACUGUAGCUACUAGAAAAAAAUGUCCCGCUUGUCGAUUCGAAAAAUGUCUUCAAUGCGGAAUGAAAUUAGAAGCUAUCCGUGAAGAUCGAACCAGAGGGGGUAGAUCAACAUACCAAUGCAGUUACUCCUUACCGCCAUCUUUAACAAAUCAUUCGGAUCUAAGAGCCAGCGCUACGGAUUUAAGACAAAUGGGAGACGGUCAUCCAGGUUUAACUGUCAAAUUAGAACCACCCGAUCCUCAAAUGUCACAUACCAAACGUAUGUUCCCCGGAUCAAAAGGUGUUCCUCCAUUAUUGCAGGAAAUAAUGGAAGUUGAACACCUUUGGCAUUACAACGAAUCCGAAUUAACCAAACUAAGCACCGACGGCCAUUUGGGUAAAGAAGGCUCCAGUGGCGCAGUACACAAUCUAUCCACCCAUCCCCUUUUAGCCGGGACUGCUUUGGCUGGUUCAGCGGACACAAAUCCAGAUUUCGUUGCCAACCUUUGCAAUAUAGCCGAUCACAGACUAUACAAGAUCGUCAAAUGGUGCAAGAGUCUUCCACUAUUUAAAAAUAUAUCUAUCGACGAUCAAAUAUGUCUUCUUAUAAAUUCUUGGUGUGAACUGCUUUUGUUCUCUUGUUGUUUUCGUUCGAUGGCUACACCAGGAGAAAUAAGAAUAUCGCUAGGAAAAAGUAUAACGUCGGCGCAAGCGCGCGAAAUGGGUAUGCAAGCGUGUAUAGAAAGGAUGUUGAAUUUUACCGAACAACUUCGGAGAUUAAGAGUUGACCAGUACGAAUAUAUCGCUAUGAAGGUGAUAGUUCUACUUACUUCCGAUACUUCUGAACUCCGAGAAGCCGAAAAAGUAAGGUUAUCUCAGGAGAAAGCUUUAAAAGCACUCCAAGAUUAUACUUUAUCGCAUUAUCCUGAAAGUCCAGCUAAAUUUGGAGAAUUACUUUUACGAAUUCCUGAACUACAACGAACAUGUCAAGUUGGUAAGGAGAUGUUAACAAUAAAAUCAAAAGACGGAGAUGGACCGAGUUUUAACCUCCUGAUGGAGCUCCUUAGGGGGGACCACUGAAAAUGUGCCUUAUAAGCUUUGGUGGCGGGCUCUCGUAUACUACGGACAGUAUUUCUUUGCUUAAUCACUAUUUAGCUUUAAGUGAAACCCUACGUACUUAGAAAAAAAAUCGUGCUGGACACAUUAAAAAAGAUCGGUAUCUUAGGAUUUUUUCACUAAUUUUCAAAAAAAAUUUUAUUUGAUAAUUGAAAACUUUACUUUUUUUCGUUAAAGAAAAAAAAUAUGAAAGUUCUGUUAAUAUGUUGAGAUUUCAUGAGCACGUUAUGGAAUGAUUGUUGCUCAAAGUUACAAUAUUCCCUUCAGUUUGACGUUAUUCGAUUAAAAUUUCCAAUUUCUAUUUAUAACAAUUUCAUUUUGGAGUCGUUAAAAUGUUAUUGUUUUGUUAUGAAAAUUGAAUUUCGUUUAAAACGUUCUAUUUUAUGUAUGUCGAAAAAAUCCUUCAUAAAAUUUUAUAACCGAAUGUAUAUAUAUAUAUUUCUUAAAUUAAGUUUAUAUUUUGAUAUUUUUUAUUAUAUACAAUGAGGCUAUUUCUCGCUAUCGUUGACGUUUUUUUAUAUAUAUAUAUUUAUAUAUAAGGUGAAUUUAAUAAGAACCUUUUAGAAUUUUGAAAAACACCUUGUAUAAGAAUAAUUUUAGUUGAAAAAAUGUUGAUGCUAGAGCUGUACUCGUAUCUGAUACGUACCUCGAAGCAUAUUUUUUUACAGAUAAGAAAUUAUACAAAAAAAAAUCUCAAGGAAAAUAGAAAUAUUGAAUGACUUCAAAGAAUCACUCUACUGUCCUCCCCUAAGCUUUUCAGUAAAUUUAUGUGCAUAUAAUAAAUCAUUUAAACCAAAUGAUUUUUAUCACAAAAUUCCUAAUAAAAAUAUUGGGUUUCAGUUAAUAAUCCUGUUUCUAAAAUACCGCAAGGAAACAGUUACCAAUUUUACACAGAAUAAGAGAUUAAUAAUAACUCUUUGAGAUUUUUUUUUAAAUCUUUGCUCCAUUCCAGUGUUUCAAAAAACAUAUUUUAAAUAACUGUACUCUGGCUUGAAAAUUUUAAGUAAAAAUGAUAUAUUUGUAUAGUUUGGAUCGUAUUUUUGCUCUUUUUAAAAAAGUCUGAUGGUUUUUAAGAAGGAACGUCAUACAUUGACCCAUUUGGGCAAACUGUAUGUCUAAAUUAGACAAUUUCAUAUAAUUUUCACCAAAUACAACAGUCAAUAUUCCUGUGUAUGAAUUUUUAUUUUUUUUUUAAUUUUCUUUUAUUUAAUAUAAAAAAAGUUCAAAGCGCAACUGAACAUAUUUUCCUUCUAUAACAAUACACAAAAAAAAUUAGUACAAAUAACCAAAAAAAUUGAACAUAACUUUCACUUUUUGAACAAACCGUAUAAAAUUGGUAUUGUAGACUAAGUUCAAACUCUUCUUUUUCUUCCUUCUUUAAUCUAGGCAAUUCGCCACUCUGCCUGCUGUACUGCUAAACUAUCAUACUUUCGUUUUUGGUGGAGACUUGAGCUUCUACUUCCGAAUGAUGAUUUGUCACGUGCAGUGGAACUCUACUUCUAUCGUCAAUCUACUCAUUAGCGUUUACUACCGUGCAUGUUCUUAUAUUUUUACUUCUUUCUCUGUCCAAGGACUUUUUUUGGCUUUGUCAACCUUCUAAAUAAAUUAAGAUCAUAUAGUUUGUAGUCAACGCUGGAGUUCCUCAAAGAUGUAUCUUAUCACAUACUCUCUUUCUCCUGUACAUCAACGAUCUACUCAACAAAAUUGUAAACCCGAUUUAUAGCUUCGCUAACGAUAGCACAUUAGAGUCGUCGUUCAAAUCGACCACCCCAAUAAACUCUGUUACUACCCAAAUCCGCAGGCAGCAACAGAUCACCACCAUCAAUACCGAUCUGGAAAACAUUCUGGAGUGAGGUAGAAGCAAUCUGUAGAAACUUGGACAGUUUAGAGCAUAGAAGGUAAACUGUUCACCUACAAUCUCUGAAGACGAUAACUUCGUUAUCGAAACGUGCGGCAGACAGUGUAAUUGUGUGUGUUACUGUAGUGCCAGUGUGGUCAGUUUACUAUUCUUGUUGAUGUCCAUUCUCUAAACUCUGCUUUUGUUGUUUGUGCAGUUUUUGGCUACUAAACAAGCGUUUGAUGAUCGUUUGGUGUACCCAGUAAACCAUCUUAGGCUGCAGUCCCCACGUCUCGCCUACGAAUUUGCAACAAGUCCAUAUAAUCAUAGUGGCUUUCAAAAUAACCUUGUCUAGAUGAUUGUUCCAAGUAAAUAUUUUAUUCAGGAUGUCUCCUAGAUCCAUCAAGUCCAUCAAGAGUUAGUGCGCGUAUAGUUGCCUUUCUUCUUCUAAUAAAUGGGACUAGUAUUGUUCCGUAGAUAUGCCAAUUUAUUAUUUAACUCUAAGACGGGAAAAGCUAUUUUAUUGGACACAAUGUUUACUGUCAUUAUACUUUCACAAUUACACUAGCUUACCGUGGAUUAAUAGUUCAUAUCCGGCUCGAAGGACCAUGUUUUAGGAAAUCACCAACUGCUCUAAAAACUUAGUUGGUAUUACCUUAUACAAAUUUUUUAUAUUAAACUGCAGCUAUUGUCAUUAUAAUGAGCUUUUGUUUUUUUCUGUGGAUGGAAAAAUUAAAUAUGUUUUUAAACUUGUUUUAACUAAAUAUAUCAAUUUUACUUAAAAAAUUCUCAAGUAAAGGUUCACAGUUAACCUUCAUAAAUUAUCAAAUAAAGGUUAACUGAAAAUAUCAUGCAUAUAAUUUUCAUUUUGUUGUAUUUUCAUUAAGAAUUUUUUUGGAUGUAUUGUUAGUAGUUUAAAACUACAGUUUUGUCACGUUUUUUUUUUUAAUUCAACCUACUCUAACCUGAACUAUUGUUGUAAAUAGUCCCCGGUUGAUUUUUAUUUAUUUUUUAAGUCGGACAAGAGUUUAAUUUUGUGCCAACGCUGUGUUUGACCGAACAGACUGAAUGAAAUUUUUUGUUGUUGCCAUAUUACUUGGCAUAUUAUUAUAAUGAGUAUUAACAGGAUACAAAUAAUUUACGAAUGUUGAAAAAUAGUCUUAAAAUGUUACCGUUACUCAUGAAAACAAACACGAUGUUUCUAACUCUUCCCAAUCACUGAUUAAACCAGAAGAUUUACAAUGAUCAGAUAGUUUAUUAAAAAAUUGUUUUUCCUAAUUGUCUUUCAGCUUUUCAAUACUCCGAAAAUUUGGGCAAUUCUACCUUUUAGGGUACAACUCUUCUAUGAACUUGAAAUAUGUCAUUUCUGGUAUAAUUCUGAACAGGUCCAUGAAUAUUUAUAUAGGGCGCUCAUUUUUUUUCGUUCAAAAAUUCGUAUUUCCAAUUUCCCGACUGGCGAUAGUAGAGUGCUUUUGACAAGAUGCUGUUAACAAUUUUGAUUACGGAAUUCAUAACCUUAACAAAGCGCUUCUUGAUGUAUUAUGCAGUUAAACUUCAGAAUUUCGUGGUUUAUUUUACUCUAAAAAAUCGUUGUGACCCCUAAUUUUUUUCUGACAUACUUCUGGCUCCAUCAGUUGCUAUUGAAAUUAAUCCUAUUGUCUUCAAUGCAUUUUUGCACGGCAUUCGCUUCAUCUCUAGUUUGUCCCGAUAACGAUAGCAAUCCUAGAAGUUCUUCUUCUGGACCUUGGGAAGACAUAUAAUAUAUCUGACAUAAAGAGCAGUCUUUUAUGCCGCAUGACUCAUCGAUAACAAGUGAAUAGGUAGAAGAAAGUUGAAUAUCUUCCACUUGCAAAUAUGUUACAUUUGAAGACUGAAGAAUUAUUCUUGUAUCUUGUACUGUUUUAGAGGAUAAUGGCAAAUCUUUGAUAUUUUUCAAGGUUUGUUGUUUGUUUUUGAGAUGCACGUAUGAAAUAAACCUUGGCGUGUGGCACGGGGAGGAGGUGAAAAAAAGUGAGUAAGUCUUUGAGGGAUAGAAUCGAUGCCUACCCCUCGUUAAAUGAUUUAGAACCAUUUUCAAUUUUUUUUUAUUUGAUAAAAUCAAUAUUAGUUGAGUAUGGAGCUAGAGUCGCAGGCUGCCGACCUCUGCACUAGACCGAUAGGAACCGUGAGCUGAAGAUAUAAGAGCAUAGGGGCGCGCACUAUGAAAAAUUGAAAAUUUUUUAACCAAAAAAAAACAUAUGACAGAGGCAUGAGGGCCAUAUAUAAAUAUACAUGAACAUGCUCAGAAUGAAGUCAAGGUCAUAGAAGAGUUGUACCAUAAAAUAUAGAAUUCCCAAAGUUUGUAUAAAUAAGAUUUUAAGACGAUUCAAAAUUAUUGUUACUCUUAUUUUGGCAUGGUUCAUUAACAAAAAUAUAAUAUCUUUAAUAAAAUAAAAUUUAAUGAUUAAUCGAAUUAUUUGUAUCCGAGAGAGAAAAAGAAAAAUAUCAAUAAUAUUAGAAUACAAAAUGACAAUUCAACAAAAAUCCGUACUGAAUGAAAAAAGUGAACGUCUGAUUAAAAAAUAAUUAUUGUUUUUUGAUUUUUUUCAAAUUGAGACUUGUAUAAACGAGUACCAUGACAUUUUACUUCAUUAUAGAAUUGUUACUAUAAUAAAGAAUAUUCUAUGCAGACUUGACCACCUCACAAUUUAAAAUUUGAUAAAAACUAAAAUAUUUCAAGUAAUUGAGGUGCUGCUUAUAAAAACUCGCCUUAUCCAAAUAAUCCCAUUUUGAGCAAAUGAGGAAAACUUUUUUAUAUAUUCUAUUUUCUAAUGAAACAAUUUACAACUCUUGUGUUUUAUUACUUUUAAUUAUGAUUUUAUUUCAAUUUUGGAUAAGGCUAGUUCUGAAAUGACUUUGUGGAUAAGGCGGGUUUUAGAAACGGAUUUUUUUUGCAUAAACUAAUUAAUCAAAUUAGGGACCAUAAAUUGCAAUGUUUCUAUUGAAAUAUAAGCAGAAUACUGGAGAACAAACAUUAUAACUAGACUCUCAAAAUUCACCAUUUUCUUUGAAAUAUAAAGAGAAAAAUUAAAACUAGAGAUCCUAAGCUCUCCGUUUUCAUUAUUAAUUUCUUGGCAAAUGUCUACAGUAUCGUCAGAAGCACCAGCUAAUUCAUUAGCAACCUCAAGAUUCAAAAGGUUCCGAUACCAUAAGAAAAUCUCCAUUGAACUGGUGUUCAUAAUUAAUUGUGGACGGCCAAGGGCCCGUUGAGCACAUAGGCCCGUCGUGCCCCACUUGACGUUCCCAAAGGCCGAUGUCCUGUUAGAAUCAGGUGAUUUGGCUUGAAGCCUUUGAAGUCAUUAGGCAAGUUGUGAAGCAUACCCAAGUAUUUAAACCGUGCUCGUAUAACUGCAGGGCACUCAAAGAUGACGUAGCCUGCGGUUUCGUCCUUCUCAAUGCACCAAUGGCCCUCCGAAUCGUUCGUAAUGCCCAUGGUGUGGAGAUGACAGUAACCAGUUAAAAGUCCGGUCACUAGUCGCGCCUGUUUAGUUGGAGCAUUGAACUGGUAUGACCUCUUCUCUAAAGCAAUCAGAACAUUCCAAAGAGACUAGAAACUUAACUUUCUGAGUAGCCCUCGUAUGUACAAAUUAUUAUAAAGGAGACUUAGUGUACAAUAGAAAGUUAAUUUUUUCCACCCAUUAGCUUUUAUCCUUUGUUUCCAAUGAUUUUACUUCGAUAUUUUUAUUAUAAAUAAUUAAUUUUUAUAGAAAUAGUUUUUGAUAUCUGAGCUAGAUUUUGAACUUUAUCAAAAUAUUUUGAUUAAUACCAGAGUCCUCCCGUAAGACGAAUAAUCAUUUCUGUGAAAAAAAUCGAGUUAUGUAUUAAAAUACACCUUAAAUCACGAAUGCUUAUCAAAAAUAUGCAUAAAAAAUACAAGAAAUUUGAAAAAUUUAUAUUUUUUAUUAUAGUAGCAGAUUUAUACAAAACAUUUAUCGGACUAGUACAUUUUGUAUCAGGUUUUAAUGUCGGUAUUAUUUUUGACAGUUCACUAGUGUCCCUUUUUUACCCCGGUUGUUUGUACCCAAGUUUCUGUAUAAGAUGUUCAUCUACAAUAACAAAAAGAAACAACUUAAGACUAAAGGGGAGGCCUUUCAAAACUGUAUUAAAUACAGUUUUAGCCCUAAAAUACUUUUUGUACUCACUUUUUUACUGUCGAUUAUAUACAACACAUGUAUUGAAGAAAAUAUAAUAUACAUCUUUAACAA
Diorhabda carinulata is the source of this 8806-nucleotide messenger RNA. It is a transcript of the gene Hr39, whose product is annotated as nuclear hormone receptor FTZ-F1 beta. The coding region runs from base 569 to 2689 and encodes 706 amino acids. Gene Ontology annotation, molecular function: RNA polymerase II cis-regulatory region sequence-specific DNA binding; nuclear receptor activity; zinc ion binding. Lineage: Eukaryota; Metazoa; Arthropoda; Insecta; Coleoptera; Chrysomelidae. Gene Ontology annotation, biological process: tissue development; regulation of transcription by RNA polymerase II; hormone-mediated signaling pathway. The transcript has 13 exons. Gene Ontology annotation, cellular component: RNA polymerase II transcription regulator complex. The record is from RefSeq and is a predicted model, not a curated record.